AUGACGAGCGAGGCGGUGCGCAAAGAAGGGCGUGGCCGGGGCAGUUGGACCGAUCAUUCCUCGUAUAUGUCCGGCGACAACCACUUGAACGGCGCCACCCGGGUGCAUAAACGAGCGAUCGUGGAGGACAUCACCCCCGAGGAGGAAGAGCCCGAUGCACUCCUGAUGUUGUUCCGACUCUCCAUCCCCGUCCCCAUCUUCUCCUUCGUCGCAUCCCUGUAUACCAUCUUCGGCCUUCUCUUCGUUCUCCUCGUGUCGCCGCUCCGCCUCUGUUCUUGCAUCCGAUACCUGCGAAACACCUCUUUCCGUGCCCAGUUAUGCGGCCUGUUAGUACCCCAGUUGCACAUCCACGAGCGGUUGGUGUAUCUGCGACGGUCCUCAAAGCGGUCGGCGUCGACUCAACAGAUCUACGAUCCGGAGGCAUCCUCCCUGGACGAGCCGUUAGAAUCGUACACCAUCGGCGGACUGAUCUCUGUCCUGUUACUGUCGCCUUUAUUUUCCAUUGCCAUUCUGCUGCCCGCCUGGAUCGCGGCAUUCUUCUGGAUAUUUUCCAUGGUGAUGGGCAACCCCGACGGUACGGAGCGUAAAGACGACGGUCGGGCCGCCGUCCUCGGAGUCAGCAGAUGGUGGCAUUUAUGGCUCGGCAAAGCCCGGAAGUCGUCUUCCUAA
Molecule: messenger RNA, 669 nt
Organism: Aspergillus homomorphus CBS 101889
Lineage: Eukaryota; Fungi; Ascomycota; Eurotiomycetes; Eurotiales; Aspergillaceae
Exons: 2
Coding region: 1-669 (222 amino acids)
Source: RefSeq, a predicted model, not a curated record